CCGGCUCCGGGGAGCAAGAGCGGGCGGAGGGGUGUUUUUUUAAAGCUACAGGACCCGUUUGCGGCCGCCCCGCUUUGCUAGCGCCGCGUGUGUGCGUGUGUGUGUGCGCGCUUGUGUGUGUGUGUGUGCGUGCGUGUGUAUGUUUUGUUUUGCUCCGCUCCAGCAUGGGCAGCGCCGGCGGAGCCCCGCGGCCCGGGGUGCCCGCGCUCCCGCUGCCCCCCCGGCCCCGGCUCUGAAGACGGCCCAGCCCCGGCGCGGCGGAGGCAGCGCGGCUCGCUCCGCGCUCCCGCAUGGAGGGAAGAAGCAUGUCCCGUCUGUCUCUAACACGGUCCCCGGUUUCUCCUCUGGCUGCUCAAGGAAUUCCUCUCCCAGCUCAACUCACCAAGUCGAACGCUCCCGUGCACAUCGAUGUAGGAGGACACAUGUACACCAGCAGCCUGGCUACCCUGACCAAGUACCCAGACUCCAGAAUAAGUCGUCUGUUUAAUGGCACAGAGCCUAUUGUCUUGGACAGUUUAAAACAACACUAUUUCAUUGAUCGAGAUGGAGAAAUUUUCAGAUAUAUAUUAAGCUUCCUAAGGACAUCUAAGCUACUGCUCCCAGAUGACUUUAAGGACUUUAAUCUUUUAUAUGAAGAAGCAAAGUAUUACCAGCUGCAGCCAAUGAUUAAGGAACUUGAGCGAUGGAAACAAGAGAAAGAACAAAGGAAACAUUUCCAGCCUUGUGACUGCUUGGUUGUAAGAGUGACUCCAGAUCUGGGGGAGAGAAUUGCAUUGAGUGGGGAGAAGGCUUUAAUAGAAGAGAUCUUCCCAGAGACUGGGGAUGUCAUGUGCAACUCUGUAAACGCAGGCUGGAACCAGGACCCAACCCACGUUAUCAGGUUUCCCUUGAACGGAUACUGCCGGUUGAACUCAGUGCAGGUGCUCGAAAGAUUAUUUCAGAAGGGAUUUACCGUGGCAGCUUCCUGUGGUGGUGGGGUGGAUUCCUCUCAGUUCAGUGAAUACGUGCUGUGUCGCGAAGACAGACGACCACAACCCACCCCAACAAUCAGAAUAAAACAGGAGCCCCUGGACUAGACCCUCCCUGUACCCCCUUUGUAACCGUAGAAGUGUUUAAUAGUCCCUUAUGUGAAACGCUAAGGAUUUGCAAAACAGUAUUAGCAAACAGACUUUGACUUUAUGUUGCCAAUAGUGGUAUUCUGAAACUACCUGUCACAUAGCCAGCCACGAAAUGCAUUUGAGAAGCCAGUUGUCCGUUCGUCACGGUGGAGUUCCCGGGUGCUCAGCACAGCAGGUCUCUGGGAUGGACUUUGGGCUCAACAGCACUGCUGUGGAACAGGCAAAGCUUUCUAACCCCCUGACCCUGCACUGGACUGGACUUCUGCAAAGACCAGUUAAAGCAGUGGGAUGGAUCAGCAGGAGCUGUGGUUCUGCCAGCCUUCCCAGGGACACCCCAGUGCUGUGACACGUGGACGUCUGUGAGAGGAAGAUGGAACGCUAAAAACUGCACUGAGACUCUUCCCUGACUGCCACACCUCCAUAUCAGACGUGCUUUACACCUCCAGGCACCACGGGGCACCUCUGUGAUUGUACUCACCCACACUAGCAAAUGGCUUAUUUUUAUACGACAUUUCCAACUGAAGUCUCUCUCUGUGGACAGGAUCCAGAAUCAGAAAAGGACCGAUUUAUAGUCAACUGGUGCUCAGUAGUAAAAACCCCACACAAACCAAACAAAAAAAGUGACAAAAAGUUAGACAAGGCCGAUUUUUGCAACAGUAGGGAUCUGGAAGCACAAAAUAAAAUGCCAUCCACCAUCACACAAGGGUCACAUACCCGACACGGAGCUGUAGCUCUCUUAAAGCCAGUCUUGUUUUGACACAGAAACUGUUUAAGUUUUGCAUCAUCAAAGAAACGUGGUUCUGCCAAGCAAGCUCUGCCACCCCUCGUUAAUCAUUUACUAACCAUGUUAGAAGCCCACAUUUAGGAGGAAAGUGUAAGAAUUUUGGACAGGCCUAACUCUUUAUGGGUCUGGAAUUCUUGCAAAGAGCUGUUAAAACCCUGUACUGCCACUGUCGGAUGAAAGCAGAGGCCGCCUUUGGUUUAAAUUGUUUUAUUAAUUUAAAUUAUUAUUAAAAUAUUAGUUCUGUAGCCGCCCUCUAUCUGUGUACCUUUCUCUGUAACGAAGUCAGGGGUCUGCAGGAGGGUCCUGCUACUGCCAGGAAUUGGCAUCGACUCCCAGGGCUCCCUAACUCAGGAGACAGCGCCGCGUUCGCAGGUGCGAGGUUAUAAAUAGCAUUCUGCGAAAUCCUGUUUGGUGCUGUUCAGCAUGAUUGGGUCCUCAAUAACUAAUUCAUGUGUUAAUCACAAUUUAGUUUCUCCCACAUUAAUUUAUAGAAUACUGUUGUAGAUGCUGAAUCUUAAUUAAACUCUUUUUAGAUGCGGCCAUAUAGAACAAGGGAGAGAGUAUUAGGUGGUCGACAGUUCUUCAGUGCCAGUUGGUUGCAAUCAGGCAAAAUUUAAAAAGUCACAUUUAAGACUAAUAUUUUCAAAAGCGAUGAGCUGUACUGACUAUCCAAGGAACAAUCUAGGCAGGGGUCUUAUUUUUGGAAAAGGGCUGGAUACCUGUCCAUGGAAAAUCAGACCUCUGCAGGUUUCCUCACCUUGGUCACCCAACUCAGAAAUCUCUAAUGGCGAUCCUGGCCGGUUGGCCUGCUACCUUAGCAGAACAGUUGAGCAAAUCUGUCUACUUUAAGAGUUGUAAAGUUAUUUUAUUUUGUGGUUUUAUACUUGUACGACAUUCUAAAGUCGCUAGGCAUUGCCAUAUUUGAAUAUAUGGCACAACAUUCACCUUUGUAUGUAAGAUAUCUGUAGAAUUGUAUAUUAUACAUUUAAUAUUGUAAAGAACUUAACGUAUAAUUGUCAUGUAUUUGUGUAUGCACAUUUCUUAUACAGUACUUCAUGCCAUAAACAUUUCUGUAAAGUAAACGAGCAAAAAUAAGCACGUAGGGUGGAACACUCACUGUAUCUCCCAUGUUGUUUGAAAGAGGUGAGAAUUUUUGAUUGUGUCUUCUCCAGCCUUUAGCUCCAUUCAGCUUGAUGUAGCCAUGUCUCACAGAAAGGAAAAAAAAGUCUUUUUAUUUAUUACUUUCAUACAUUGAGUUCCCUUUCAGUCCAGAGUAUCCUUAACUAAUCUGUUCAGGUUCCUGUUUUUCCUGUAUCCACCCUGCCGCCCUGACCAGGGUGAGUGGCACUCGCAGCGGCUCUGGCAGCGCAUCCCCUCCUGUUCUUACCUCAGCCAGGGAGCAAAGGGGACCCCUCCUGGGGACAUCACAGGGGCCCAAUCCUGCCCCUGGUGCUCGGCCAGGCCUGCCCAGCUCCGCAGGGCUCUCUGCCCGCAGGACCGGGCGCUGAGCACCCGUGGGCAGCUCUCACGGGCACCAGGGGGGAUGAUGCUUCUGGACACGUGUAGGACAUUGGAAGUACUUGUGGUUGGUUUUUCCUCAGUUUGGUAUUUACCGUGUUUUUUUUAUGGCUCAAUGAAGCAGCUCCAGUACUUGGGGCAGCUUUGCUGAGGUGGCACUGGAAAGGGUUCCAGGCUGCACCAGCCGAGUUAAAUGUGAAACUCGAGACGGAAAGUUUGAACCAUGACAUCACAGCAUUGACUGCAAAAUAGCACCAAGGCAAGGAAGACAUGUGGAAACAAUCAAUUUCUUAGAAGAAAAAUGCCUUUAAAAAAGAAAAUUGUUAAGUUAGGACAUGUUCUUUUAGUUAGUAACUUCAGGUCACUUAUUUAAAGAUUAUUACAGUUUCAUUUAUAUCUUUUUUACUUAUUUCCCUGUAUUUUUAGGCAGCAAUAUCAACGAAAACUGAUUUGAAUUUUUCCUUCUGGCCUUAAACCAUAGUAACGCAACUUAAUGAAGAACAUUGCUCAGCUUGGCUAAGAGAGGUCUCAGAAUGCCACGGCCACUCCAGCGAGGCCCUGUGUGCAGCCAGCAGAUGUUUCUGCUGCCGAGGCCGAGGAGCUGAGCCUGGUUUUUCGCCUGAUUCGAUUGAACCCAACUGUUGUGAUUCGCUGUUGCCGAGCACUGACCCCGUGGCCCCACGAACACGAGCCCUCCCCAGCACUCUGUGUGCAGGGCUGUCCCAGCCCCGCGCUCCCAGCGCAGGCAGAAAGGGAAGGAGAAUGUUCUGUUGUGCUUAUUGGACUCGUGGCUCCCCAGAAAGCAACUGCUGAGUGCAUCCAUUCUCUGUGCUAAUGGCAUCGAGGUUUGUUGACAAUUUUAUUAGAUGUUUCACAAAGGAUAAGAAUCAGCACAACAAAACAUUGAAGUAUUUGGGUUUUAAUAUUUCUUCGUGGGUAUUCUGUUAAUAUUUUGAUGCAAAAUGUUUUCUGACCAGUGCUGAAGAACUACAAGACAAUGUGAAAUUCAUGUUCGAUAAAUUAAUACUGUAUGUCACUCGA
Messenger RNA from Pipra filicauda (Wire-tailed manakin), 4461 nucleotides. RefSeq names its product potassium channel tetramerization domain containing 15 (gene KCTD15). Gene Ontology annotation, molecular function: protein binding. NCBI's taxonomy places the organism in Eukaryota, Metazoa, Chordata, Aves, Passeriformes, Pipridae. The record is from RefSeq and is a predicted model, not a curated record. The coding region runs from base 291 to 1076 and encodes 261 amino acids. The transcript has 5 exons. Gene Ontology annotation, biological process: protein homooligomerization.